Chelonoidis abingdonii (Abingdon island giant tortoise) is the source of this 2367-nucleotide messenger RNA. RefSeq names its product X-ray repair cross complementing 2 (gene XRCC2). Gene Ontology annotation, cellular component: Rad51B-Rad51C-Rad51D-XRCC2 complex; replication fork; centrosome. Gene Ontology annotation, molecular function: ATP binding; four-way junction DNA binding; ATP-dependent DNA damage sensor activity. NCBI's taxonomy places the organism in Eukaryota, Metazoa, Chordata, Testudines, Testudinidae. The record is from RefSeq and is a predicted model, not a curated record. Gene Ontology annotation, biological process: DNA strand invasion; double-strand break repair via homologous recombination.
GGACGUGGUACACUGCGCAUGUGCGACAAGUGGGUGGUUAGGCGGGAGGCGCUGCUGCUGGGCCCGGUCGCCUCCUCAGCGCUAUGAGUGACGGGUUCCGGAAGGCGGAGUCGGGCACUCAGCUACUUGCACGACUUGAGGGCAGAAGUUCUCUGAAAAAUCUUGAACCUUGUCUGUUUGCAGAUGAAGGAUUUCCCAUUCAUGGAGAUGUCGUUGAAUUCCAUGGUCCAGAAGGAACAGGAAAAACAGAAAUGCUUUAUCACCUGAUAGCCCGCUGUGUCCUUCCAAAAUCGGGAGGAGGACUGGAAGUAGAAGUCAUGUUCAUUGAUACUGACUACCAUUUUGACAUGCUUCGCCUAGUUACCAUUCUUGAACACAGACUGUCCCAAAGCACAGAAGAAAUGAUCAAACAGUGCCUUGGAAGGCUUUUCCUGGUUAAUUGCAAUAGCAGCACCCAGUUGCUUCUCACUCUUUACUCUCUAGAAAACAAGUUUUUUGCUCACCCUUCUCUCUGCAUUGUGAUUUUAGAUAGUAUAUCAGCUUUUUAUUGGAUAGAUAGAAGCAAUGGAGGCGAGAGCUUUAACAUUCAGGAGAUGAAUCUGAAGCGAUGUGCUGAAUUUCUUGAGAAGCUAGUAAGAGAGCAUCAUUUGGCCCUGUUUGCAACAACACAAAUGAUAAUGCAGAAAUCUUCAAACUCCACUGAAAGCUCCAUUCCUUUAAAACUUCUCUGUGAAGCUGAUGUAGAAUAUAGGCCUUAUCUUUGUAAAUCAUGGCAACAAAUGGUAACACACAGAAUAUUUUUCUCUAAGCAAUGUAAUUUUAGCAGUAGCAAAACUUUUUCAAUUGUUUCUUGUCACACCAAAAAAAACCAUAUCAUAAAAUGUUCAUUCAGUGUUGCAGAAUGUGGAGUUCAGUUUUAACUUCAGUCUGUCUCUAAAACUGUAGUAAAUCUUGGCACAUCACAGUCUAACUUUAAGUAGUUUUAAAAAAAAAACUUUUAACCUAUUUUAUUAUCUCAGAUUGUUAAUUAAUUUUUUCACCCACAUUUAAACAUCUUAAACUCAGUAAAGGGCAGAGGAGUUUAAAGCUUUGAAUUUCUGCAGAAGGUCAACUUAAAAUAGAGGAGAAUAUUGAAACUGCUUGUGUGUGGUUGAUGCAUAAAGAGAUUAAAUCAAGAAGACUAAAAGUUUAGGGCAUCUUUAACUCCCAGUAUAGUUGUGUAAUGUAACAUAGAGGAUAUACAGCCAAAUGCACUGACUUCAGCUCUGUCAUAACCAUCUUCCAGCAAAUUAUGUUAGUGAUUGUGUUUAGGCAAAUGUUAGCUCUUUGUAAAUAUUGGUCUUAAUUCACUCCCAUUAGUGUGGGGCUAUACACUGUGCAUACAUCCUGUGUCAGCAGGCACAGUUACACCCAAGGGGAGGGAUUCAUCUCCUCUAGGGAAAGGUAUGUAGUGUUGGUUAUGGUGGUCUUAGCCAGCACUGCCCAUUUGUGGAAUGUCACAUGCUUGGGGGAAUAGAGAUUAUGGCUGUCACUGUUCUGCCAGCAGUCUUCAAGCAUCUGCAGCCCUCCCAAAGCUGAGGGACACAGGUCCAUAGCUGACUGAUCCUAGGAGGUAGCCCGACCCUGUAAGUUAGUGACACCUAGCAAGUAGUUAACAUUUGAAAGGAAAGGAGCUGGAAACUUAAUUUUUUUUAAAUAAAAUUUGUAGUUCUCCUCCUCCCCCAAAUCUGCAAUGCCAUGUCUCUGGGUUUUAUGGGCCAAAAGGCUGUGAUUGCUCACAACCACAAGCAACGUGGUUUAUGUUACAAGUUUUAGAUCCUCAUUUAUUAUUAUCCUAGCCACAGUUUGGAAAAUCAGUCUAGCCACAGAAAUGCUCAUCCAGUUGUGUAAAUACCUAACUUAGGGAUCUCUUGCUUUCAAAUGUUCAUCAGUCCACUACCCUAUGUCUCCCUUUAGAUGUAUCUGCUCUACAAAGCCAAGGAUUGCAUGGACCAUCAUAAUGCUAAAGUGUAUUCUCAAAAAGCUCCUCUACAUUUUUUUCUUUGAUCUAGGUUUUAUAUCAUGUCUUCCAGUAUUUGAGCAUUCUUUGUACCGUGCUAUCUCCUGCACCCCGUAUUUAAUAAAUAAAGACAUACAAGUCUAAAUCAUAUGAUUUGAAAAAGGCAGAGGAGAAGACUCCUGGCUAAACAGCAUAUAUUUCUUGGUGCACUUUAUGUUCAAAGCCAUGUGCAUCAGUUAGUUUAGCAAUCAUACAGUAAGUUCCUUAUUGCAUAAUCUUUUAGAGGUAUUGUUAAAUGUUACUACCCUUUUACAACUGUUUUGCCUCUGCGAAAUGAAUUUUCAUCCAAAUAUAGUUCGUAGCACUAA